AGGGGGGGACCCGGCGGAGGAGGCGGAGAGAGGGAGCGCGACAGCGAGCGGAGGGAGGGCGGGCGCGCGGGCGGCGGCGGCGUCAAGACCAGAGGACGCGGCGCCGCAGCACCAGGGCGCGCAGCCGGGCCGGCCUGACCCCACCGGCCACACGGUGGAGCCAUCGGAACCCCCAAACCCGCCGGCAGCCUGAGGCAGAGUUUCACCGGCCUGUUUCACUCCGCGCCCGCCCGGAUCUAUGUCUAAGUUUUAACUCUCGGCUACAAAGACUACGAUCGUCCCUUCCCCAAAGCCAAGCCGCCCCCCAGCCCCGCGCAGCCCCAGCCUGCCUCCCGCCGCCCAGCUGCCCGCCAUGCCCUCCAGCGGCCCCGGGGACACCAGCAGCUCCGCCCUGGAGCGGGAGGAGGACCGCAAGGAGGGAGAGGAGCAGGAGGAGGCGCGUGGCAAGGAGGAGCGGCAGGAGCCCAGCACCACUGCACGGAAGGUGGGGCGGCCUGGGAGAAAGCGCAAGCACCUCCUGGUGGAGAGCAGUGACACGCCGAAGGACCCUGCGGUGACCUCCAAGUCCCCAUCCAUGGCCCAGGACUCAGGCCCCUCAGAGCUGUUACCCAAUGGGGACUUGGAGAAGCGGAGUGAGCCCCAGCCGGAGGAGGGGAGCCCUGCUGGAGGACAGAAGGGCGGGGCCCCGGCAGAGGGAGAGGGUGCAGCCGAGACCCCGCCCGAAGCCUCCCGAGCCGUGGAGAAUGGCUGCUGCACCCCCAAGGACGGCCGAGGAGCCCCCACAGAAGAAGGCAAAGAACAGAAGGAGACCAACAUCGAAUCUAUGAAAAUGGAGGGCUCCCGGGGCCGGCUCCGGGGUGGCUUGGGCUGGGAGUCCAGCCUCCGCCAGCGGCCCAUGCCAAGGCUCACCUUCCAGGCGGGGGACCCCUACUACAUCAGCAAGCGCAAGCGGGACGAGUGGCUGGCACGCUGGAAAAGGGAGGCUGAGAAGAAAGCCAAGGUGAUUGCAGUAAUGAACGCUGUGGAAGAAAACCAGGGGUCCGGCGAGUCUCAGAAGGUGGAGGAGGCCAGCCCUCCUGCAGUGCAGCAGCCCACUGACCCCGCGUCCCCCACUGUGGCCACCACCCCUGAGCCUGUGGGGGCUGACACGGGGGACAAGAACGCCACCAAAGCAGCCGAUGACGAACCAGAGUACGAGGACGGCCGGGGCUUUGGCAUUGGGGAGCUGGUGUGGGGGAAACUGCGGGGCUUCUCCUGGUGGCCAGGCCGCAUUGUGUCUUGGUGGAUGACGGGCCGGAGUCGAGCAGCUGAAGGCACCCGCUGGGUCAUGUGGUUCGGAGACGGCAAGUUCUCAGUGGUGUGUGUGGAAAAGCUGAUGCCGCUGAGCUCCUUCUGCAGCGCUUUCCACCAGGCGACCUACAACAAGCAGCCCAUGUACCGCAAGGCCAUCUACGAAGUGCUGCAGGUGGCCAGCAGCCGAGCCGGGAAGCUGUUCCCAGCGUGCCAUGACAGCGAUGAGAGCGACACUGCCAAGGCCGUGGAGGUGCAGAACAAGCAGAUGAUCGAAUGGGCCCUCGGAGGGUUCCAGCCCUCUGGCCCCAAGGGCCUGGAACCACCGGAAGAGGAGAAGAACCCCUACAAAGAAGUUUACACAGACAUGUGGGUUGAACCCGAGGCAGCUGCCUAUGCGCCACCCCCACCAGCCAAAAAGCCCCGGAAGAGCACAACCGAGAAGCCCAAGGUGAAGGAGAUUAUCGACGAACGCACAAGAGAGCGGCUGGUGUACGAGGUGCGGCAGAAGUGCCGGAACAUCGAGGACAUUUGCAUCUCUUGUGGGAGCCUCAACGUCACCCUGGAACACCCUCUCUUCAUCGGAGGAAUGUGCCAAAACUGCAAGAACUGCUUCCUGGAGUGCGCGUACCAGUACGACGACGACGGCUACCAGUCCUACUGCACCAUCUGCUGUGGGGGGCGUGAGGUGCUCAUGUGCGGGAACAACAACUGCUGCAGGUGCUUUUGCGUGGAGUGCGUGGAUCUCUUGGUGGGGCCCGGCGCCGCCCAGGCAGCCAUUAAAGAAGACCCUUGGAACUGCUACAUGUGCGGGCACAAGGGCACCUACGGGCUGCUGCGGAGGCGGGACGACUGGCCCUCGCGGCUGCAGAUGUUCUUCGCCAACAACCACGACCAGGAAUUUGACCCUCCGAAGGUUUACCCACCUGUCCCAGCCGAGAAGAGGAAGCCCAUCCGGGUGCUGUCUCUGUUUGACGGAAUCGCUACAGGGCUCCUGGUGCUGAAGGACCUGGGCAUUCAGGUGGACCGCUACAUCGCCUCGGAGGUGUGCGAGGACUCCAUCACGGUGGGCAUGGUGCGGCACCAGGGGAAGAUCAUGUACGUCGGGGACGUCCGCAGCGUCACGCAGAAGCAUAUCCAGGAGUGGGGCCCGUUCGACCUGGUGAUUGGGGGCAGUCCGUGCAAUGACCUCUCCAUCGUCAACCCUGCCCGCAAGGGACUCUACGACAGCCCAGCUGACGGCUUUCUCUCCCGCCUCUCAGAGGGCACUGGCCGGCUCUUCUUUGAGUUCUACCGCCUCCUGCAUGACGCGCGGCCCAAGGAGGGAGAUGACCGCCCCUUCUUCUGGCUCUUUGAGAAUGUGGUGGCCAUGGGCGUUAGUGACAAGAGGGACAUCUCACGAUUUCUCGAGUCCAACCCUGUGAUGAUUGAUGCCAAAGAAGUGUCAGCCGCACACAGGGCCCGCUACUUCUGGGGGAACCUUCCUGGUAUGAACAGGCCGUUGGCAUCCACUGUGAAUGACAAGCUGGAGCUGCAGGAGUGUCUGGAACACGGCAGAAUAGCCAAGUUCAGCAAAGUGAGGACCAUCACCACGAGGUCGAACUCCAUAAAGCAGGGCAAAGACCAGCAUUUCCCCGUCUUCAUGAAUGAGAAAGAGGACAUCUUAUGGUGCACUGAAAUGGAAAGGGUGUUCGGCUUCCCUGUCCACUAUACCGACGUUUCCAACAUGAGCCGCUUGGCGAGGCAGAGACUGCUGGGCCGGUCGUGGAGCGUGCCGGUCAUCCGCCACCUCUUCGCUCCGCUGAAGGAAUAUUUUGCUUGUGUGUAAGGGACAUGAGGGCAAACUGAGGUAGUGAUACAGUUAAAAAAAACAAAAAAAAACACACAAAAAAACCACAAAGAACAUGAGGAUGGAAAGAAGUAUCAGCACCCAGAAGAGAAAGGAAUUUAAAACAAAAACCAGAGGCGGAAACACCGGAGGGCUUUGCCUGGUGAAAAGGGUUGGACAUCAUCUGGUUUUUCAAUGUUAAUCUUUAGUCCUAUUUAAAAACAAUAUCAUGUUCCCUAGCCCCUCCCCCCCCCCUUUUUUUUGGUCAGAUCUUUUGUUUUCUACUCUUUUCAGAGGGGUUUUCUGUUUGUUUGGGUUUUUGUUUCUUGCUGUGACUGAAACAAGAGGGUUUAUUGCAGCAAAAAUUAACAACAAAACAUAGUAACAAUACCUUGCGGAGAGAGAAGGAAAAAAAGGAAAUUCUAUGGAAAUUUAUAUAUUGGUAUUGGAUUUUUUUUUUUUUUUUUACUAUAUAUCUUUUUGUUGUUGUCUCUAGCCUGAUCAGAUAGGAGCACAAGCAGGGGGCGGAAAGGAGAGACACACUCAGGAGGCCGAGACCCCUCCCAGCCGCUGAGCUGUCUUGCUAGCACCAUUCCUGGUCAUGCGAAGCAGAGCCCAACUAGCAGCAGGGAGAGGAACCACAAGACCCUUUUAUACAGUAUUUCAGGUGCCUACCACACAGGGAACCUUGAAGAAAACCAGUUUCUAGAGCCGCUGUUACCUCUUGUUUACAGUUUAUAUAUAUAUGAUAGAUAUGAGAUAUAUAUAUAAAAGGUACUGUUAACUACUGUACAACCUGACUUCAUAAUGGUGCUUUCAAACAGCGAGAUGAGUAAAAACAUCAGCUUCCAUGUUGCCUUAUGCGCAAAGGGUUUUAAUCAAGGAUGGAGAGGGGGAGAAGGUCCAUCACCACCCAGGUGGCUUUUCCCCUUGGCGUGCCACGGGGGUGAAGGACGGUUUGGGGGCCGCGUUGCCCUGCUUCUCCCUGCCAAAAAGGGGGUGAGAGGAGGUGGUCGGGACCGUGGACAGCUGAGAGCGGGAUUCAUCCAGGAUCACGCAAUAACCUUUUGAUUUUUUUUUUUCUCUCCCAAAAAAAGGAGACUCCCUCAGCAAGAUGGCAGGAUAAGGGGUCUCCCUUCCAAGUUUUUCACAUUAGCCGAUCUGAGGGCUCCCCGUGGUGGGAUCAGAACUGAUCCAGAGUGUGGGAAAGUGACCGUUAAAAACCCCACCUGGAGCGAAUAAAAAAACAUACAAAACGUACUGGUGCUUUCCUGUCUAAAGUCGCCUUUUGUGUGUUCUUUUAUGAGGCCCCACCAUCCGCCCUCUGUGCACAAGGUGGCUUCUGGCCCUGGAAUGUGAUGUUUUUGGUCAUCUCCAAAGGCUGCAGUUUUAUACGGGGAGGCUGACGACACCUUUCGUUAUAAUUAUUAUUCUUAUGGUUCUGGUUAUAAUUAUGUUUGUUUUCAGAUUUUUCGUUAAGAACACAAAAACCCAACCCACCCCCCUCCCCUUAAGGUUUCAAACCAAGGUGCGGGGAGCAGGGUGCUUCUAAGCUAGGGGUGGCCCUGGUGCCCUGGCUCCCCACCCCUCGGGCCAGGUGGGCCACCAGGUGCAGCGACAGGUGGGCGGCCCGGGAGUCCCCCAGGCCAGCCUUCCGGUGCGUCCCUCUUCUCUUCUACUUCCCCUCCUCUGGAGGCGUGUGUGUCAGGGCUGGAGGGAGGGCCGGCGUCUCUCUCCUGUGUGUGUGAUUGGAGUGGUGUGUAUUUCUUUUCUAGUGCUUUGGUCUGGUGAUCGCUGUGCUCUUAACCUGAGUCAGCAGCACCCGGAGCCCCAAGUGCACAACACUUGGUUCCGCUUCCUACCGAGGCGAGCAGCCUGGUGUUGGCAGUAGGCGGGACGCCAGUGGCGGCUCCAGGGUGAGGGCCCAAUGGGCGGAUGCUUGCCUGGAUAGAUGGGGUGUAGAUAUGUGGCAUAUAGAGAUAUAUAUUUUAUAAUGGGAGGGGGGAUGGCACCUCCUGGGACCGGCAGGGCUGGGAGGUGUGCUGUCAAGCACAUGGUCCCAAGUUCGCAUCCCUAGAAACGGCCUAUGGUGAUAGGCACUAUAUAAAUAGAUAGGGUCAUGUAUAAGAGAUAUUAUGGAGUGGGGACCGGGAAGUGGGGCUCAGGAGGCUGAGCUUCGGGUCCCGCUGCAGACGUAAGCCCCACACCAGUCAAUCCCACACGCAUACACAGGAACAUGUCCAUCCCGAUGCAUAACAGAUGCACUCACACCGCCAGGGAGCACCCCGCCACUCCCCCAGGAGUCAGGACUUUGUGGAGUCGGCCCUGCAGCUCUUUACCUCUGUUGCCCUGAUUGCAGGUAGACUGUCAAUCCCAGAAGUUGCUCGGUGCUGAAGGCAGGAAAAGGAGGAGGUUUUAUUUUAGCAGGUGCUCUCCUCUAGCAGGUAGCGUGCUCUCUCUUUUGCCCCUGGUGAUGUCAAAAGACUCUUCUGUUAGCAACUGUGAUACUGACCUGCAACUCUAGGCACCAGUAAAGUCAGCCCUCAGCUCCCCCUACCUAUUCUCCCCUCAACCAAAAUGAAAUUACAUCCAGGUCUGUCUUGGCCAAGGGGCUUCCACUCAAAAAAUAAAAGUAAAAAUAAAAAAAUGGGACAGGGAACCACAUGUUUUGAAUCAAGCAAAUUAGUAAUUUGGUGACAAAAUUAAACCAAGGCUUUGAAUCCCUUGCUCAUUGCUCAGGAGUAAGCUCACAGCCGGUAGCCAGUGUCCUGCUCCUUUUAGGGGUGCUUAGUUCUGGACCCCAGUCUACUCAUUUCCUUGUCAGAUUGGCUUUGAAGAUCACACCCAGUUGCUUCCCGCCAGCUCUGUGGUGGCAGGUGGUGAUGGGCCCCCAGGGGGCUGGAGUGGCCAGGAGGGGUACCUUUGCCCCUCCCUCUCUGGAGUCCCUGUACCUGACUGGUGCUCACCCGUCUCCUCGUGCUCCAGCCGCUCCCUCUGCACCUGGAGACGGCCAGCACCACUAGGAGGGCUGGGGGAGGAGGGCUGCCGCAGCAGCCCAAGGUGCUCCCUCCCCCGCUGGCCAGUGCUAGGUCUUCCCAGCCCCCAGUGUCAGGACGGCGCGGCCUUCCAAUGCAGACACUUGGAGCUUGCAGGCUCUCCUGGGUCUUUGUCCGCCGCUCACGCGAAGGCAUUCGCCUUCCCCCAUGGCCCAGGCUGCACCCGAGGGGUGGUGUGGGAAGCCAAGGAGGUGGCAAGCCCAAGGAUCAGCGCGGCCGGCCAGCUUGCUCAGGGAGGUGCGCUGCGGCCGACCCUUAAGAGCGCAUGUUCCUCCCGGCGGGGCAGCCUGACGAGGCCCUAGGAUGGACCAGGUGCCCCUCGCGGGGGUGAGGGUUCAUCACCAGCCACCCCGUGGGCUCAGUCCCGCAGUAGAACGUGGUGCGUGCAGCGGACCUUGGGGACAGGCCCACUUGGCCGUGCCCGGAUGCUCUUACUCCGCUUCCAACCAUAGGGGGACUUCUGGGGGCAGGCCCAGGUUACCGGCUAAAGGGGAGCUGUGCUCCAACAGGCCGGUGGUCGAGGAUUAAGUGGGGUUGUUACACUUGCUGUGGAUGAGGCUGAGGGUGGAGGCAGUGGAGCAGGAGACACCAAACGGCCCAGGGAAGAUGCUGGAGUAUGUUCCCGUGGCAUUUUCUUUCUAAAGAGCAGGCCCGUUUACCCCUGAAAGCCAGGCUUCUCGAGAUUGAGGAGGAUGCCUCCCAGUUACUGCAGGUGCCAAGUGGAGUGUGAUGCCAGAGGUCUGGGGAGGUAGCCCAGCUCCUGCCAGGGCCCCAGAGCCCUCGGUCGAGGCCUGAGGAGGAAGCUGGUCUCCAGCAGGCAGUGCUGGGCCCUGUUGGCCUCAGGCUGGCUGGUGCUACCCCUUGCCCCGUGGAACCGGCUGCGGGAGCAGCAGGUGCGGAUUUGCCGUUGGCAGGUGACAGUGGUGUGUUCCUAUCCGUUUUCUGUCCAGACCCCAGAGCCUUCUUGCUAUUGGACAUCGUGUUAGCAAAGUUCAUGGGAGAGGAUGCAGGACUUCGGAGCUCUGGGGACAGGCCUGGGAGUGGUUGGCUGUUGGAGAUGCCCGUGUGGUUUUUGGUGGGUCGCGAAGGUGUAGGUCAGGACAGGCAGACCCAGUGGGAAGACUGUUGGACACGGGAGUCGUCUCACGGAGGGCUGGCUCCCUGCUCUUCCCGCUUAGCCGGCAAUUCUGGGGACGCCUGUGUGGGAGUAGCCACCAUCUCCACACAGGGAGGUCUGGAACAGGAGCAGGAAGGACAGCUCAGCGGGCCGCCUGGGAAAGGACGUAGGAAAACUGGAACCGGUCGUCCUCACAUCUCUGAUGGUAGACGUAGACGUGGAGUCAAUGCUGGAGGUGGUUGUGAGCGCCUGUCGCCACCCUGCUUGGUGCAGAGUCGCUGUGGCCCUGGUAUCUUUCAGAGGUCGUUUUCCGGGAAACAUACAGGCACCCCCUGGAGCUGUGGGCGAGGGCCCUGGGGCCUGACGGGCACUGAGGUCUGAGGAGGGCAGGCAGUUCCUUUGUGAGGGGAGCAGCAGAGCCAAGGUUUGGGUGAGAACUGAGUUUCCAGCCAGGCCCCGUUUUGAUCUGAAUUUGUCAUCUGUUGUCCGGUCCGGUUGCUCCCAGGCCUUGUGAGUAGAGGUGACCCUGGAGUUGUCCUGCCUCCGGCGGGAAGCAGCGAGCCCCUCCCCCAGCCCAGGAUGGGCAGGUGUGUGGAGGGCUGGCCAUUCCCUCUGAGGCCAGUGUGUGGAGGGUCCGGGAAGAGAGGGCGUAGAUGAGGAUGGACUCCGCUGUCCGGCAGGAGCUCUCGAAUCUUUCCAUCUCGGGAAAGGAAGGCGGGGUCUUUGGGAAGCAGGGCAGCCCGCCCCGCACCUGUGUGUUGCAGGGACCCAGCCGAGGCGGCCUUUGGUCGGGGACCGCUUGCUCGUCGCUGUUCUAGGCAGUGGAGUUUGGGGGAGGCCGUAUACCAGGUCUCAAGCAGCCAGGACAAGGAUGGAAGGUCCCUCUGCUAGUUGUGACCGGCUAACUCGCCCGAACGGAGGCCCAAGGACUCCUGAAACUGGAAAUCUCCCCCCCACGCGCUCCCGGGAGGGGCGUGGGAGGGCGGCUUUCUCAAACCCCCGUCCAGUGGCCUCCAGCCCCGAGCCUGAGGGCGUGAGCAGGGAUCGAAAGCCUCACCUUAGUCCCAUUUCACUUCACGGACUGAUUUGGCCGCACAGCCCUAGAACCCAACGACCAACCACCACCAAAAGAAAAGGCCGAAAUUCCUUAGAAUACGCAGAGGGAGGAGGUGACUCAACAAGGUGCUAAAAACAUUUUAUUAAAAAUAUAUAUUGUUAAAUUAAGUCUGCUGUCUGGACAAUGACUGUUUGUUUUGUUUUCUUGUAGUGAAGUUUAAAAGAGACUAUUAUUUUACUCUGAUAUAUUAUUAUUAAAAAGGCAUUUUAACUUUGUACUUGAAAACUAAAUGAGCGAUUUCAUGUGUUUUAGCUGAGGCAUUGAAGUAGCGGGUGCUUAUUUGUGGGAAACCAUGUAUUCAUACUGAAGAAUAAACUCCGUAGCUGAUUUGGUAAUAACGUUCCCUGUUACAGACGAUUUCGCUUUGGCUCCGUUGGCAGAGCACUGUCACUCCACAUUCCACGCGGCUCGAUGCAGGACUGCCGCCCCGCCCCGCCCCGCCCCGGCCCGCCCCGGCCCUCGCCUGCCCUUUUCUCUUCAGUUCCUCUCUUUUCCUUUCAUUGUUUUUCUCCUGGUUCCAGCAUCCUUUCACCACUGUAUUAUUAUUUUUUUUUUAGGGUUGCUUCUCUAUUUAUUGACAAUAAUAAUGUACAUUUCACAGUCUGGUUCUGGGACAUCGGGUGGGGCGUGUGCGAGGGGCCCGAGCGGGUGCCCAGCCCGGCCGCCAGUGUCCUGUUGUAUCUCUGUGUGUGAUGCUCGUGACAUAGCUGUUUAUGAAAUAAUUAAAGAGGUCAGUGCGUACAGCCGAUGUAGAAAGUCUGUCAGUUCCGCCUUCAUCACAUUUUUUUUUGUGCCCAGAAGAAUAUAAUAAAGCUCCUUUCUAAUGUA
Molecule: messenger RNA, 9236 nt
Organism: Myotis daubentonii (Daubenton's bat)
Lineage: Eukaryota; Metazoa; Chordata; Mammalia; Chiroptera; Vespertilionidae
Gene: DNMT3A
Product: DNA methyltransferase 3 alpha
Biological process (GO): negative regulation of DNA-templated transcription
Cellular component (GO): cytoplasm; nucleus
Molecular function (GO): DNA (cytosine-5-)-methyltransferase activity
Source: RefSeq, a predicted model, not a curated record